AUUCCUUCCACGUUUCUUUAUCAUUAGUUGGAUCCUCCUCUAUCUAUCUCCCUAUUGCUAGUUUCUCCAUCAUUUCUCUCUUCUCUUAUCUUUCUUUAAGGCUGCCAGGCAAUGCAUGGUGGAUAUCUACAUGAUCACUAGUUAGCUUGAGAAGACACUGGAGGAAGAAGAAAGAGAAGACGGCAGCUGCUGCCGUUUGCUGCCACCGCGACGCGACGGCUGUUGCCAUUGGAGGAAGAAGAAGGAAACCAUGGCUAUCGCUACGGGUCUGAUUAAAUGCGCGACGAGAUCAAUGCACUGAAUUUCUAAGCACUAAAAUCUUUAAGAACUUUCACUACCAAGAAACAAUAAUGGCCGAGGUUGCAAUACUUUUAGCCAUUCAAAAGCUUGGUCUUGCAUUAGGUACAGAACUGCUGAACCAAGCUAGCUCUCUAUUUUCACAACAACUAGCAUCAUUGGCAGAGCUCCCUAAUAGUAUGGAACGCAUGAGCCGUGAACUCCAUGUGAUUCAUGGAUUCCUACUUCACAUCGAUAAGGUAGAUAGAAAAAAUCAAAUCCUAGAAGCAUGGAUAGAGGAGGUACGAAAAGUCGCAUAUACUAUUGAGGAUAUUGCGGAUGAGUAUAUCUAUCUUAUAGUUCAAGAUAAGCAACGACAAGGUGGACUGGUUGGUUAUAUGAAACAAGUGUUGAAGCAACCAAAAUCGUUUAAUAUCUUGCCUCGUAUUGCCUCUCAAAUAAAACAAGUAGAGAACGGCCUUGACCACCUCUCACGCUUAAAAGAUCGAUGGAUUCAAACAACAAGUAUUGGGCAUAGUACUAGUUCAGGUAAUGUGAGCGAAUGGACACAACAUAUGGGAAGCUCUUCUCUUUUCAUGGGUGAGGAACACCUCGUAGGGAUUGAGGAAGACCGAGAUACGUUAACUUAUUGGUUGAAGUCUGAGAAAUUGGAUCUCUGCAUAAUAACAGUGUGGGGUAUGGGCGGGCUCGGAAAAACUACUUUAGUCACCAAUGUUUAUAAAAGAGAGAGUAGAAAUUUUGACUGCUUUGCCUGGAUUUCUAUUUCUCAAACUUUUAAAGCUGAUGUUCUUUUUCGAAAAAUGAUUACUGAACUCUUUGGCGACCAAAAGAUAGUUCCAACUGACAUUGCCACCAUGGAUGAUAGAAAGUUAAGGGAGAAAGUAAAAGAAUUAUUAGGCCAAAAAAAGUAUCUAAUUGUACUAGAUGAUGUAUGGGACCCGCGAGCAUUUUAUGAAUUGCAAGAUUCUCUUGUUGAUGAUCAGAAAGGAAGUAGAAUAUUUAUUACAACCAGAAAUGAAGAAGUAGCAUCACUUGCAAACAAAGACUAUAAGCUUGAACUCAAACCUUUAUCCCCUCGUGAUGCGUGGAAUCUUUUCUGCAAGAGAGCAUUUAGGAACGAAGGAAAUCAAAAAUGUCUUCGGGAGUUAAAAAAAUGUGCAGGCAAAAUCGUGGCCAAGUGCAAAGGGUUGCCACUAGCUAUUGUAUCACUUGGCAAUCUCCUGUGCUUAAGAGAGAAUAGAGAGACUGAAUGGAAGCGAGUUUGUGAUCAGCUUAAUUACGAGCUUGCAAACAACCCAAGUCUCAAUCCCGUGAGAAACAUCUUGAAUUUGAGCUUCGACUGUCUUCCAAGACAUCUAAAGAAUUGCUUCCUCUCUUGCAGCAUGUUCCCAGAGAAUCAUCUUCUUAAAAGAAAAUUGCUUAUCAGGCUAUGGAUAGCAGAGGGUUUUGCAGUAGAAAGAGGAUCAAGCACGGCUGAGGAAGUUGCAGAAGGAUACCUCAUGGAGCUUAUCCGUCAGAGCAUGUUGCAAGUAGAAGAGAAGAACCACUUUGGUAGGGUAAUGUAUUGUCGGAUGCAUAAUCUUGUUCGUGAGCUGGCUGUCUCUUUAUCUGAAAGGGAGAAGUUUCACAGUAUUUAUCAGGAUAACGGGAGGGAAAGGGUGGUCGAUGCUAAUGCCCGUCGCCUGUCUGUUCUCAAAUGCAGCAAUGAUAUUGGAUUCGACAUUGAUCUACCACGGCUACGAACCUUUAUAGCAUUUGACACUACUAUGCCAUCAUCCUCAUUUUUACCUAUGUUUCCAUCCAAAUCAAGGUAUAUUGCAAUUCUGGAACUGCAAGGCUUUCCUAUUGAGAAUAUACCCAAUGCUAUUGGAGACUUAUUCAAUUUGCGAUAUUUGGGUUUAAGAGAUACAAAGGUAAAAUUACUACCAAAAUCCAUUGGCAAGCUUUCCAACUUGUUGAUCUUGGACCUCUGUCGAUCAGCUAUACAAAAGCUGCCUCGUGAGAUCACGAAUCUCAAGAAGUUGCGGCACAUGUUUGUUGAGAGGGUAAAUGACCCGACCGGAAAAGCCUUUCGCUUGCGUAGUGGUGUACGUGCACCAAAGGGUUUGUGGAAUUUAAAAGAAUUGCAAACGUUGCAGGCGGUUGAAGCAAGUAGCGAGUUGGUUGGGCGACUAGGAAAUUUGACCAACCUAAGAAGCUUUAGAAUAUGGAAUGUAAAGGAAACCUACUCUGCACAACUGUGUGCAUCAUUAUCACAGAUGCGUAGUCUUUCCUACUUAAGCAUUAAUGCAAGUGAUGAAAAUGAGUUUCUCAAUUUGAAAGGCCUGAAUCCCCCUCCCACGAAUCUUAAAAAGCUUACUCUAACAGGUAGAUUGGCAGCAGGAACGAUGGAGUGUCCUUUGUUCCAAGAUCUCCGAGAAUUAUGUCUAGUUUGGUGUCAGCUAACUGUGGAUCCACUUCCGUCACUCGCUCACUUAUCAAACCUCACUUACCUACUUCUUCAAGGGGCGUAUAAUGGGCAUCAGUUGUGCUUUCGUGUUCAGUGGUUCCCUAAUUUGAAGCUGCUUCACUUGAUUGACCUGCUGCAACUCGAACGAGUGAUGAUAGAGGAGACAGCCAUGUCAAACUUGGAAACUCUAUAUAUGGAAGACCUCAAAAAACUAAUAGAGGUCCCAGAAGGCAUUGAAUUCCUCACAUCGUUGCGGAAGCUAGUUUUGUAUGAUAUGGAUCCUCGUUUGACCAGUGGUUUAGAAGAAAACGACAAACUUGGACACAUCAGCUCCAUCUAUACUAAGUAGGAAGCACUCGAGGUGCCUUCUUUUCGCCUGGAUUCACUCACAAAUUCAGGUGAUCCUCUCCAUGGAUUCAAGCCAACGUAUGCAGUAUUUCUCAAUGUCGGCCAGCUGUGUCAUCAUUUGCAUAAACACUAUUAUUUAUUUGUCCUCUAGAUUGUUUCUAUAAACUCUGAUGCUGUUAUCGUAUGUAUUUUUUGUUUCAGUUUAUUCUUUCAAUCGCGUACUCUGUGUGUUGUUUUGCACAAUAAUGUAUAACGUAUGAUAUAUAGUAAUAUUCGAUGGGACUUAUUCUGUAAGGAAAAUAUUAUUGAUAAUAAUGUGCCGUUUUGUUGAAA
Molecule: messenger RNA, 3427 nt
Organism: Ananas comosus (pineapple)
Lineage: Eukaryota; Viridiplantae; Streptophyta; Magnoliopsida; Poales; Bromeliaceae
Product: disease resistance protein RPM1-like
Exons: 3
Coding region: 351-3095 (914 amino acids)
Biological process (GO): defense response to other organism
Molecular function (GO): ADP binding
Source: RefSeq, a predicted model, not a curated record